This is a messenger RNA of Vitrella brassicaformis, 2503 nucleotides long. The record is from the annotation of a GenBank genome assembly. NCBI's taxonomy places the organism in Eukaryota, Vitrellaceae.
GUCGAGUGUUUCAGCAUUCAAUGAAUGCGCCUCGUGUGUCCAUCAAUCUAUCCGCCACAUGGUCCACGAUCGUCAGUCACCCUGUCUGCUGCACCACACUAGUGCUCGGCUGCCCCAUUUCAGCCACGCCCUCCGCCCCGUUGAUGACGCUAGCUUCUGCACCAGGCUGCUGUUGUUGCUGCUGCUGCACAGCUGCUGGUCGGCUGCCUUGUGCAGGUUUGAGUACGGGGAAUGCGAUGACGUCUCGUAUGGAGGUGCUGUUGGUGAGGAGCAUCGUCAGCCGGUCGAUGCCCACACCGAGACCACCAGUGGGCGGCAUGCCGUACUCGAGCGCCGUCACAAAGUCCUGACCGUGACAACCAACACACACCCAUCAGUCUUUGCCCUGCCUGUUGGUCGGUCGGCAGUGCAGUGCAGUGGCGUGCAUACCUCGUCCAUCUGGUGCGCCUCGUCAUCUCCCGCCUCCCUCUCCCUCAGCUGCGCCUCAAAGCGCCUCCUCUGGUCACGGGGGUCAUUCAGCUCAGUAAAGCCGUUGGCCACUUCCCACCCAUAGAUGUACGUCUCAAACCGGUCGGUCAGGCGCGGGUCAUCGUCGGCCGCACGGGCGAGUGGGCUGAUGUCCAGGGGGAACUUGGUGACGUGGAUGGGGUGGGGGAGGGUGCGGAGGGAGGGCUCCACGAAAUGCUCGAAGGCCGACUCGACGAUCUUGCCCCACGACCGGAGCCGCGAGCAAUCGAGGCCGAGCGACUCGGCCUUUUCUCUUGCCUGUUGCGAUGCAGGCACAGCAUAGCACAGGGAGCCUUUGUCUGUGACAGACAGAGUGGGUGGGUGCUUCCCUUCCCGCCCGGCUCACUCACUUGUUGGUAUCUGUCGCAUGCCAUGAAGUCGACGCCCGUGUGGUUAAGCACCAGCUCAGUCAUCGUGUGGCGGGGCCAGGGGGCCGUCAGGCCAAUCCGCUGGCCCUGAUACUCCACUGCCAGAGGGCUGCCCUCCCCUUCCCCCUCCCCUCUGCUGACGACUUGGGCGGUGCUUGUGGCGGCCUGCGUGACGAGGGUCUCUGUGAGUGUCAUCAUGUGGUCGGCCGUGGCGUAGGCCCAGUACACCUCCACUGUGGUGAACUCGGGGUUGUGCCGCGUCGACAGGCCCUCGUUGCGGAAACACCGAUUCAACUCAAACACCUGCAGAGGGAGGUAGACACACAUCUAUGCAGUCAGGUGGACGGUGGGAUGAGUGUCUUGUGUGUCCGUGUGUGGCCUUGCCUUGUCUGAGAGUCCGCCCACAAUGAGCCGCUUCAAGUGCAGCUCAGGUGCGAUACGCAGAUACAGAUCCAUGUCCAGCUGACACACCACACACAGGACAGGUGAAAAGACCACACAGCGUGUUUCUUUGCCACUGGGCACAAGUCAGUCAGUGUGUGCCUGUGGUCUGUCUCAUCAAUGAUCUUACUGCAUUGUGGUGCGUGACGAAGGGCCUUGCAGCCGCGCCGCCCGCGAUGGUCUGCAGCAUGGGCGUCUCGACCUCCAGGAAGCCGGCGGCCUCCAAUGACGACCGAAUAGCACUCAUCAGCACACAUCGAGCCCGCAGGGUCUGCCGAGAGCCCUCAUUCACUAUCAAAUCAACAUACCUGCACAUCACGUACACACGCAGGGAAUACAACCCCCACACGCUGUCACGCCAUAUUAUCUGCAAACCUACCGCUGUCUGUAUUUGACUUCCACGUCAGUGAGUCUUGUCCACUUGUUGGGCAGCGGCAGCAGACACUUAGCCAGCAGGUGCAGCUGCCUCGCGUUGACAGUCAGCUCCCCCCUCGGCGUGCGGCGCACCCUGCCCUCCACGCCAAUGACGUCGCCCACAUCGAACAACGCCAGCAGGUCCGCACACCCGCCGCCUCCCUCCGGCACCCUCAGGUGGUCCUUGUGGCAAAAGAUCUGCAGCCGAUGGACGCCGUCGUCCAGGUCAAUGAACAUGCCCUUGUUACGCAUGGACGCGAUGCGCCCGGCCACCACGACGGCCUCGCCGUCAGCGGCCUCUUCGCCUGGCUGCAGCUCGUCAUAGCGCCGCCGCAGCUCGCCCAGUGAGAGGGAUGGCUCAAAGCCAGAAGGGUAGGCAGGCUGUCCGUAGUCGUCACGGAUGGCUGCCAGCUUCUCCAGCCGCAACGCACGGAUCUCGCCCCUCUUGCCCUCAUCCAUAGGCCCUUCAUCGCCGUCGCCGUCGUCACUGUCUUGUCGCUUCUUCUUGCCUUUUGCAAGUAACACACUCCUGCUGCGCCAGACGAUGCCUCUUCUUCGCUGAGCCGCGGUCAGAGGGACAUGCUGAGAGGACAGGAAUGCAGGAGGGGAUGGGACGGCCGCUUCUGUGGUCGAUAGCUGGUCGAAGAUCCCAAUAGCCGUCAGCAUGAGGACGGCCGAUGGAUCAAUCUGCAUGCUGCAAGAAGGCAGCAGCCUCACAGAGCCACAGAUGAUGCAGAUCUCGAAAUCUUUAGUCAGGCCUGCAUGUUUCUGGA